CAUUCUUGUGAGUCGUCGGCCUCGCACCCCGAAUUAUCAUCUACUCCACCUCACUGGCCUCAUUGAAGCUUAACUGCACCGGCCUCGAUAGUCGUCUUCUCCUCCCCCGUCCGAAUAACGAUCAAGUUGGUAGAAGCGUCCUUGCUUCGACACUCCGUCGCAAUGGCAACUCUCUUCCGCACCGCCCGCCCGAUCCUCAACAAUGCCACGAGGGCCCAAUUCCAAUCGGCCUUCGCCCGCAACACAGCCCGCGCUGGCCGACGCUUCCAGGGGACUUCCUCUGAGGCACAGGGAGCCGCAAAGGCGAGCUGGUUCAAGACUGCGUGGGACAGCCCGAUCGGAGUUAAGACGGUGCAUUUCUGGGCUCCGGUCAUGAAGUGGGCCCUCGUCCUUGCUGGUGUUUCCGACUUCGCACGCCCAGCAGAGUCCCUCUCUCUUACCCAGAACGCUGCCCUCACUUGCACCGGCGCUAUCUGGACACGCUGGUGCUUGAUCAUCAAGCCUAAGAACAUUCUUCUCGCCACAGUCAACUUCUUCCUUGGAUGCGUUGGUGCCAUCCAAGUCACCCGUAUCUUGAUGUACCAGAACAGCCCCGAGGGCAAGGCAGCAGCGGCAGCUGAGAAGGCGAAGGCAGAGCAGACUCCCGAGCCAGUUGUGGCGAGUGCCUAGAUCUGUCGACAGACAGUAUUUCGUCUGGUAUGGAGGAAUUAGAACGGAGAUAAAGCGAGGCGCUGAGCCUGUUGGUGGUGGAGGGGGAUAUCACUGGAUAUAGAAGGCCGGCGAAGAAAAUUACGGCCCGAUGUGGAAAAUGACAAGUGUCGGCGACGCAUGGGAAGCUUGAACCGGGCAGGGGGUGCAAUGAGUGUGGAUUUAGACGUCCUGGCAUCUAGAGAUGUUCUAUUACUUUCACGGCUUAUAUGCCAGGGUUAGACGAGGAUGGAAUUACUUUCGGUUCGCUCUGAUGCGCGUGUUGUUUGAAGAAUAUAAUUCUGGGCGUGUAUAUAAAUGGUAUUAACUCCGUGAUCAG
Pseudogymnoascus verrucosus is the source of this 1027-nucleotide messenger RNA. RefSeq lists its product as uncharacterized. Lineage: Eukaryota; Fungi; Ascomycota; Leotiomycetes; Thelebolales; Thelebolaceae. The record is from RefSeq and is a predicted model, not a curated record. Bases 163 to 669 code for a protein of 168 amino acids. Gene Ontology annotation, cellular component: mitochondrial inner membrane. Gene Ontology annotation, biological process: pyruvate import into mitochondria. Gene Ontology annotation, molecular function: pyruvate transmembrane transporter activity. The transcript has 4 exons.